AUGUUGCUUUUACUUAUCUCACUUACAACAGCAAUCGACGUUAGUUGUAAUAUUUCUUUUUGUCAAGAAUGUAAAGGGGAUCAAUGCUCACUUUGCAUGGAUGGAUUUUUGCUUCAAAAUGGUCAAUGUGUUUAUGGAAGAUCAGUAAUAAAACAUUGCAAAACUAUUAAGAAUAAUAGGUGUUAUAAAUGUUUUGAUGGAUAUCAUAUUCAUCAUGGGGAAUGUGAAAAAAAUGAUAUUUUAUGUGUUGAAUACCAUAAAGGACAUUGUCAAAAAUGUAGAGAAGGAUAUACAUUAAUUGGUGAUGAAUGUAAAAAGUGUAAUGUUCCAGGAUGUGUUGAUUGUGAUGGUGAUGUAAACAAAUGUAAUUGGUGUUAUCAUCAAUUUUUAAGAAUUAAUGGAUCAUGUAUUCAAACAAUUGAUGCUUGUGAUACUUAUGUUAAUCCAUUAUUUGAAAAAUCACCUUGUUUAAAUUGUAGAGAAGCAUAUUGGAUUGAAGAUGGAAAGUGUGUUAAAACUCAAAUUGAACAUUGUAUGUCAGUUAAUAAAGCUCAUUUAUGUGGUACAUGUUAUGAACCAUAUGAGGUUAAUGAAAAUGGAACAGCUUGUGUUAUAAAAGAGAAAAAACAAAUUGAUGGGUCUGAAUUUAAUUUAUAUGUUAGAUGUGAGUUAUUACAAUUAGAUAUUCCAGAAUGUAUGAAAUGUGAUGAUGGAUUUUAUAGAAGUAAUAAAACUGGAGAAUAUAAAUGUCAUGAAUGUACUGAAUCUGAUAAAACAACAUGUGAAGGAAAAGAUAAAGAUAGUUGCAGAAAAUGUAAUUCAGAUUGUUCAUUUGUUAAUGGAAAAUGUGAACUUACUAAUUGUGCAGAACAUUCUCUUCCAUAUGAUAGUAUUCCAUCUAAAUGUAAAAGAUGUAAACCAGGGUAUAUUCCUGUUGAUUUUGAAUUUUGUAAGAAAAGUGAUGGAUGUUUAAAAAAAGUAGGAGACAAAUGUUCUGAGUGUUAUGAUAAUUAUUUUAUAACAAAAGACUUUUCAUGUGAACCAUGUGAUGUUUCUUGUCAAACUUGUUCUAAUUCUGCUAAACAAUGUACAAGUUGUGUAAAUGAAGGAUAUUCACAUAGUUAUGAAACUUGUGAAGUAUGUAGUGAUACUGGAUGCAGUAAUUGUGAUGAAAAUAAAGAUUUUUGUACACAUUGUUAUGAUGGAUAUAGUGUUGAUGAAAAUGGAAAAUGUGUAUUAAAAUGUUUUGAAACUGAUGGUAAAGUUUGUACAAUUUGUCGUGAUAUGUAUGAUGGUAAAUACAAAUUUUAUUUACCAACAAAUGGUACUUGUGAAAGAUAUUCAGAAAUUGCUAAAAAGUUAAAAGAAAAGAAAUGUGAGAAUGGUGUUUGCACUGAAUAA
Entamoeba nuttalli P19 is the source of this 1401-nucleotide messenger RNA. RefSeq names its product CXXC-rich protein. Bases 1 to 1401 code for a protein of 466 amino acids. The transcript has 4 exons. NCBI's taxonomy places the organism in Eukaryota, Evosea, Mastigamoebida, Endamoebidae. The record is from RefSeq and is a predicted model, not a curated record.